AUUUUUGCAAGUUGCGUUUUUAGUUUCUAGCGGUCGAAGCGAUCACGCCAGUCGCCGAACAUCCGGAAGAGGAGAAGACGCUUUCAGAUUAGCCAUGGGUAAGGUUCACGGAUCUUUGGCUCGUGCCGGUAAGGUGAGAGGCCAGACUCCGAAGGUUGCCAAACAGGACAAGAAGAAGAAGCCACGAGGACGUGCUCACAAACGGAUGCAAUACAAUCGUCGAUUCGUCACUGCCGUCGUUGGCUUCGGCAAGAAGAGAGGACCUAACUCGUCAGAGAAGUAAGAGUCUCAAUAAUUCGGCAUAACAGCCAUUCUUUCAUGUUAUUUAAUAUUUUUGUUAGUUCUUCCUUGAUGUGUUCACUCUUGCAUUGAUCUGGACAAUGAUAGCAUUCAGAAGGUUUUUGUUUAGUCACUACAUGUAUCUUUUACGUCUUAAGUUUUGACGUUUCGCAAUGAGAUGAGUUUGUUAAGUCUUUGUUAA
This is a messenger RNA of Cucurbita maxima (winter squash), 481 nucleotides long. RefSeq names its product 40S ribosomal protein S30. Lineage: Eukaryota; Viridiplantae; Streptophyta; Magnoliopsida; Cucurbitales; Cucurbitaceae. Gene Ontology annotation, biological process: translation. Bases 95 to 283 code for a protein of 62 amino acids. Gene Ontology annotation, cellular component: cytosolic small ribosomal subunit; ribosome. The record is from RefSeq and is a predicted model, not a curated record. The transcript has 3 exons. Gene Ontology annotation, molecular function: structural constituent of ribosome.